UGGCGGCUGCUAGCGAGUUUCCGACAGAACUGGCGACCCGUCCUUUGGGCCUCACAGCUCUUAUGGGACUUGAUAUUAAUCAGAAACCUUUGCACAAAGCUAUCUGGGAGUCUUUUUCUGUGAACAGGCAUCCUGAGAGAGUUCCACUAUCCUUCAGACUUCUACCAAUUGAUCACGAAUUUCCCAAAGCAAAAUCAAAGCGUUCUACCUAUGAGUGGUACAUACCAAAGGGUAUCUUGAAGACAAAAUGGAUGCACAAACAUCUUUAUCUCUCUCCUGCUGUGGUGGUCAUGUUUUAUGAGUUGGAUUGGGAUGACGUUCAGUGGAAAGACAGGCAAACUGAAUGUGCUUCAAAACUAGAAAGAGUCAGGACCAGCCUUCAAGACCAGAACACUAAGGUUGCUGUGGUUCUUAUCCAAAAGAAUGCUCCUCUUCCUCCAGGUGAUGAUUUACAAGCACUAGAGAGGGCAGCAACACUGUGCAGUGCAUGUGACCUGUCAGCCAAAUCAUUGUUUGUCCUUCCACAUACAGAUCACUUGAUUGGCUACACAAUUAGGCUGGAGAAUGCUUUUUAUGAUUUAGCACAGAGUUAUUACCAUGGAGAAUGUAGGAGAGUUAAAGCCCACAAGGAAUUUCUUAACAAAGGAACUCAUCAGCUAUUGUUGGUGCGACACCAAUUCAAGGUUGCCUUUUUCAAUGAGCUAAGACAAGACCCUCACUCUGCUAUCAAGCAUUACAGGCAAGCAUACAGUCUUCUUGGAGAAAUCAAGACAACUGACAUGAACAUACUAGAGAUCAAAGUUGUUGCUGGAUUUAUUAAUUACAAGAUUUGUCGUCAUCAGCCCCAUUAGAUGCCAUAUCACAAUUCAGAAAGCAUGUGGAUUUGUUUAAGGAAAAGGUUGGCUGCCCUGACUUAGCCUUUGAACACUCAGCCUGGCUCUCCAAACAGUGAGUAUUUUUUCUGUUUAGCCUCCACACUCUUAACUGGAAGGUCUGUAUUCAGUUUGUUUUUUGGGCACUUACAUAUGUACAGCUAAAGUACCUCCCUCCACCCCAGAGUAUAAAUAAGUAUUGGCCA
Messenger RNA from Pocillopora verrucosa, 1078 nucleotides. Lineage: Eukaryota; Metazoa; Cnidaria; Anthozoa; Scleractinia; Pocilloporidae. The record is from RefSeq and is a predicted model, not a curated record.